Molecule: messenger RNA, 2260 nt
Organism: Ceratotherium simum simum (southern white rhinoceros)
Lineage: Eukaryota; Metazoa; Chordata; Mammalia; Perissodactyla; Rhinocerotidae
Gene: TUBB1
Product: tubulin beta 1 class VI
Biological process (GO): microtubule-based process
Cellular component (GO): microtubule
Molecular function (GO): GTP binding; structural constituent of cytoskeleton; GTPase activity
Source: RefSeq, a predicted model, not a curated record
GCGGGGGCUGGGCCUCUGGGCUGGACAUGCUUAGGUCACACUGGGAGGAUAACUUGGUCUGCUGGUACCAUCACUGCGAUGACCAGAGUUGUGCUGGGCUCACACUGGUGAAGGGCGGCUCUCCCAGAGUCUGAGCAUUCCGUGAAGAUCUUGCACUUGGGCGCAAAGCAAGGAUGCGUGAAAUCGUCCACAUUCAGAUCGGCCAGUGUGGUAACCAGAUUGGAGCCAAGUUCUGGGAGGUGAUUGGUGAAGAGCACGGGAUCGACUCAGCUGGCAACUACCACGGGGACAGCUCUUUGCAGCUGGAGAGGAUCAGCGUGUACUACAACGAGGCCCACGGUAAAAAAUAUGUGCCCCGAGCAGUCUUGGUGGACCUGGAACCUGGGACAAUGGAUAGUAUCCGAUCUAGCAAAUUGGGAACCCUCUUUCAACCAGACAGUUUUGUCCAUGGUAACUCAGGGGCUGGCAACAACUGGGCGAAGGGCCACUACACGGAGGGAGCGGAACUGAUGGAAGCCGUUCUGGACGUGGUGAGGGGCGAGAGCGAGAACUGCGACUGCCUGCAGGGCUUCCAGAUCGUCCACUCCCUGGGCGGGGGCACAGGCUCUGGCAUGGGCACUCUGCUCAUGAACAAGAUCAGGGAGGAGUACCCGGACCGCAUCAUGAACUCCUUCAGCGUCAUGCCCUCCCCCAAGGUGUCCGACACGGUGGUAGAGCCCUACAACGCUGUCCUGUCCAUCCACCAGCUGAUCGAGAACGCAGACGCCUGCUUCUGCAUCGACAACGAGGCCCUCUAUGACAUCUGCUUCCGCACCCUGAAGCUGACGACGCCCACCUACGGCGACCUCAACCACCUGGUGUCCUUGACCAUGAGUGGCAUAACCACCUCCCUGCGCUUCCCAGGGCAGCUCAACGCAGACCUGCGCAAGCUGGCGGUGAACAUGGUCCCCUUCCCCCGCCUGCACUUCUUCAUGCCUGGCUUCGCCCCGCUCACGGCCCAAGGCAGCCAGCAGUACCGGGCCCUCUCGGUGGCCGAGCUCACCCAGCAGAUGUUUGACGCCCGCAACACCAUGGCUGCCUGCGACCCCCGCCGCGGUCGCUACCUGACGGUGGCCUGCAUCUUCCGGGGUAAGAUGUCCACCAGGGAAGUGGAUGAGCAGCUGCUCAAUGUGCAGACCAGGAACAGCAGCUGCUUUGUGGAGUGGAUCCCCAACAACGUCAAGGUGGCGGUCUGCGACAUACCACCCCGGGGGCUGAACAUGGCUGCCACCUUUAUAGGCAACAACACGGCCAUCCAAGAGCUCUUCAACAGGGUUUCGGAGCAUUUCUCGGCUAUGUUCAGAAGGAAAGCUUUUGUGCACUGGUACACUGGUGAGGGGAUGGACAUAAACGAAUUUGUGGAAGCCGAAAGUAACAUCCAUGAUUUGGUAUCCGAGUACCAACAAUUUCAAGAUGCCAAAGCAGUUCUAGAGGAAAAUGAAGAGGUCAUGGGGGAGGCGGAAAUGGAACCAGAAGAUAAGGAACAUUAACCACGAGAAGCUGUGUGAGCCUCAGCUGCAGGGUGUGGUCACUUACACAACAGUUUCUCUGAAGAUGAGUGUUAGCCUGCAGCAAUCCCAAGCCUAUUCUGCACUGCAGCACAGUGAGCCGUACCCACACGGCCACUCAGCAUCUGCUCUGACACAGGACUGUGGGGGGAGCGGGCUGGGAAAUAACUGAUAGGCAUUAGGGUCUUCUGCUGGCAUUUACUAACCUUGAAGAAUUUGAUAUUCAAUGCACACUGUAUUAACUUUUUUUUAAAUAGCAAAGCGAAUUUACCAUAAAGCACUCCCUUUGUAUAAGAAUGUUUGUUGGGUAUUUACUGUAUGCAUAGCACCAUGCCCAGCACCAAAACGAUGCAUGUGAACGUGUGGGGAGCCACCACUGUUGACAUGAACUUGUCAACUCAUUAGCAGCACUGAUAAGCACCCUGGAAACCUUACUUGGCAUCCUCUGGGGCUGCUCUUACUUCAGGUUCUCUCUUAACACACGAUGCCCAGCAUCCUACCUUCUCAUCCUUGCCAGCUUCCAGAAAAGCCAGGUGACUAAUUGGUAUGUGGGGAGCUACCCAGCCAAUGUAAAUGUGAGUCAGUGUCCACUAGUAAAUGGUGUAGGGCUGUGUACACUUCAGCGUACCAACAGGAAAGGAAAAAAGGGAGGAAAGAAAAGUGGCAGUCUUUUCCACAAAAAUAUCCAGCCAAAAAGUAAAAAAAAAAACAAG